AUGCCUAUUAUUUUGAUUGCCAGUUCUGCAGGAUGAGAGGCUGUGAAGGGGUCUCGUUCGAGUGUCCAAUUGAAGAUCUAAAUGUGAAAGAGACAGGCCAGGUAUCGAUGAAAUGUCAGUCCAACUUUACCAUACCCGUGAUUGACUCAGUCACUUGGCUGUACGCGUCUCACGUGAGGAGUGACGUGAUCUCACAGUUUAAGGUCCUGCACAUCGGUAACGAUGAUGCACUCAGCAUCCACAACGUCAAGAUGAAAAACACCGGGACCUACGCCUGCGACGUCUUCAGGAAGAACAUUCUGCUUCUCCGACGUUUCUUCUACCUCAGAGUGACCCAGGGCACUCUGCAAAGCAGCAUCGACCUGCAGGCGAUGUUCCAGAACGUUCUGCGGGAGAAGAAGACCACACUGAAAACACCCACAGCCAAACCGAUCCCGCCUCCCAGCAAACAUGGCGACAAGCAGACGGAAUCCCAGUUAAUCGCCGCCAUCGCCUUGGCAACGAUACUCACUGUGUUGUCUGGAAUUGCUGUUUAUCGAUGGGCCACACGCACAAAAGAGUCUGCUGAGGGACACAUCAGGUGAUGGUACAGACCAACUCGGUGAAGGCUUCCCCGGGUGAAUAGCCGAGAAAUCAUCGCUGGACAAAUGCUGGGGAUAUCAAUCCUGCGAUCAUACACAUGUGUAAAUCAAUGUUUAAUGUAGAUAUGA
Molecule: messenger RNA, 710 nt
Organism: Chiloscyllium plagiosum (whitespotted bambooshark)
Lineage: Eukaryota; Metazoa; Chordata; Chondrichthyes; Orectolobiformes; Hemiscylliidae
Source: RefSeq, a predicted model, not a curated record